This is a messenger RNA of Bolinopsis microptera, 3350 nucleotides long. RefSeq names its product L-tyrosine decarboxylase-like. The record is from RefSeq and is a predicted model, not a curated record. The transcript has a single exon. Lineage: Eukaryota; Metazoa; Ctenophora; Tentaculata; Lobata; Bolinopsidae. Bases 31 to 2595 code for a protein of 854 amino acids.
GUAAAAUCACCCUCAAAUUCCUUUCAGAGUAUGUCAGUUGACAGAUCUCAAGUCUUCUCUUCUCCUCUCGGAGGAAAGCACGAACAGUUCGGAGAAAGACACGAACAGCAAUGGAAAGCCUUGAGUGCAUGGUUUCUUGGGCCAAGAGCUGAGAAUAAAGACGUCUUCAUGGACAUUUUCCAGGAGAUCUUUGAGGGACACAUUAGGCAAAGAUACAACAACAGUCCUUCUGAUCCAGCCUACAUCAACAAGGAGAUGAAGUCUUCGCCUGAAUACCGUAAAGAAAUUGAGGACAUGAAAGAAGAACUUAUGAAGAUGCAAACAGAUAUGGAGGGCAACAUCCCGUUCUUCUCCCCUCGCUAUCAAGGUCAAAUGAAUUGGGACAUGUCCAUGCCAGGUCUCUUAGGAUACAUAACAGCUAUGCUCUGUCACCAGAACAACAAGGAUUUCGCAACAAAGUACGACCACAAAAACAGACACAGGUACGAACGCUACUAUGAUCAAAACUACAGUCACCAAACUGUACGAUCCACGCCCAAGUACGAACAACUGGUUGGUGAGCAAUUGUGUGAUAUGUUGGGAUACAACGUGUUCCCAGAGAGGAAGGAGCCCUUUGCUUGGGGUCAUGUGACAAGUGGAGGAUCUGCUGCCAACAUUGAAGCAGUCUGGGCCUCAAGGAACAUGAAGUUUGUUCCGAUGGCUGUUAAAUCUGCUCUGCUAAAUGCCGACGCUAAAGAUGGACCUUUAUCGUUUCUCUCUCAAGCCCAAAUAGAUGAAGGAUUAAAAACCACCUUGCUUGUCUACAGAAAAGAGAGUGACAAAAGAGAAGCAACUGCUUUGAAAGACUGCUCCAAUUGGCAACUCUUGAAUGUGGACGUUGAUGAAAUUUGUGACUUAGUUAAGCGUGUGGAUGAAAACAUGAGCUUAUUUCACGGCUCCACUGAAGACAUAAAGUUCCACGAGCUUGUUGAACGAGAAGGAAUCAUGAGCUUAGGCUUCUUCGACUUCUUCGAGAAGCAUGGUCUUGAGAAAGCCCCAGUUUACACAGCCCCUGCACAUAACCACUACUCUUGGUCAAAAGCUGGAAAUUUACUUGGUCUUGGCUCUGAUGCCCUUAUCCCAAUACAAUUAGAUGUGAACUUCCGGCAAAGCGUCGACCAUCUAAGAGAAAAACUCGAAGGGUUCCUUAAAGCUGAAACACCAGUUUUAUCUGUCAUCGCCGUCAUGGGCUCUGCAGAAGAAUCUGCAGUAGAUCCCAUUAAGGAGAUCUACCAGUUAAGGGAGGAAUUCAAAGGGAAGGGACUCAACUUUGCUAUUCUAGCUGAUGGGGUCUGGGGAGGUUACUUCAAGACUAUGCUGAUGAAGGAAACAAAAUUCCAGGUCCAUAACAAGAAAUGGUCUAGUGAACGACAGAAUGAACGACAAAAUGAACGACAUAAUGAACGGUCCAAUAAGAGUCACAAGUUUGAUGGCUUUGUGCCACACUGUGAAAUGAGUGACUAUGUUCACGAUCAGUUCAGACAUAUUGAGUUCGCUGACUCAAUUACUGUUGAUCCUCACAAGUCUGGCUUUUGUCCAUACCCAGGCGGGGCUCUAUGCUACCGCAACGGGAAAAUGCGCUACCCCAUAGCUCAUUUCCAUCGUGAAGAUUUUCACGGUGAUCAUGAUGGCUAUCACCACGAUCACCGUGAUCACCAGGAUCACUAUGGCUAUCACCAUGAUCACCAAGAAUAUUACCAUGAUGAUCACCAUGGAAUUGAGGGUUCUAAGCCUGUUGCAGCAUCUGCUGGAAUAUGGAUGUCUCAUAAUGUCAUCGGAUUGAGCAACAGAGGUUACGGCAGAAUCCUUGGCCAAUGUACUGCUACAGCAAAACUUUUCUAUUCCAUGUGGUUGACAAUGGCUAGAGAAGAUGAUCCAUUUGUAUGUGUUCCUCUACAACAACUCCCCAAAGAAUAUAACAUGGAGAAUUCCAAGCAACUGAUUAAUGAUCACAUUGCGUACAAACCAAUGGAAGACAUCUACAAUGACCAAAAGGCGAAGCACUUCCUUAAAGACUGUGGACCCGAUACUACUAUCAAUACUUUUGUGGUAAACUUCAAGAACAACAAAGAUGUUAAAGAAACCAACAAGCUACAGUGGGCCCUUUCUGAUGCCAUGAACUUCAAGAACAACAAAGAUGCUGAAGACGUAAACAAGCAACAAAUUGCUCUUUCUGAUGGGACAAAGAUGUUUGUUGGGACUAACGCUCGUCGUAUACCAUUGAUGAUUACACACUCUGGUUUGGAUGCAAAGAAGCACGGAGAGGCACUAAAGGAUUUCAAAAAAAGGGUAGGUUUGGCUGAAGACGAUGAGGAUAUGAACGUGCUGAUCAACACCUGCAUGAAUCCAUGGCAAUGGAAUGAGUCAAUCUUUACAAUCAGGGAGCAGUUCCGUAUGAUUGUUCUUAACUGUAUGGGUCGUGUAAAAGAUAAUGCCGUCACCCACAAGUUCACUCUAUCUGGAUCGUAUAAUAGAAACGACAAGGACGAGUCCAUCUUCAUCGAAUACCUCACAGAUACUGAUAUUCCUGAACAUCAGUACCAAGGUCUCUGUUAAAGUUGAGGCUGAUUCUCCUGAGAAUAAAGAAAUGUUGAGGAAUUACAUGAAUUCUAACGGUUCUAAACACUCAGUCGUGUUCGAGACCGUCCUUGAAGCAGGUGACGCAAACAAAGAAGUUCGCAACCUUUACAAUAUCCUCCAUGGUGAUAGAAAGAUGACAGUCAAGCUCGUUAAUGAUGGCAAAGGAGGCAACAUUGUACUGAAAGUCCUUGACAUCCCCCGUUACCAACGCUUGGACCUGUCAGCCACAGUGACCUAUCCGGAAAAGCAGAAGUACUUUAUCUACGGUGAUUCUAACAGGACCAUAAUGUCACACGUGAUCUCCAAAUUCCCUGAUUUCCAACACGUGGUUACACUUUCUGGACGUCCUCACUCUCUGACGGACACCAUGCUGGAGCUAGGAGUGAUGGUGGAGGUAGGAAGAAAAGAUGGUUCUGCUAUGAAAGAUGGCGGUGAACCCCUUCUGAAAAGUCGAUACGAGAUAUCCUUCAAAGGGGAGCUCUACGCUACCAUUCACACUUCCAUUGAUAUCAAAGAAGCGGUGUUUACUGAUAAGAUCAUGUCUUCCCCCAAAGCUUGGCCAUGCAUCUGAAUGGGGACUAACCUGAACUUAUAGAGACUCAUUUAUUUAAUCGUUUGUAGACAAGAAUAACUAUUUAUUAUUUAAAAGGAAAAAUUUACUGAAUAGCUAUUUUUCGAAGCACUUAAUGUAAUUUAUUAAUCAGCAUGUUCCUUUUUUUUCGGAUUAUGUA